AUGGCUAGUAAUCAGCGCAUAAGUGUGCUGUUUCUCGCAAAUAGCGAGCAUGGCCAAACAAACAUUAUUCUGGCGAUUACGCACGAGCUGCUGGUGCGAGGAGAUAUAGACGUGCAUAUUGGCUCCUUCCCUGCCCUUGAGCGACGCAUUGACAAGCUCUUGACUGAUAAUGCCUCUGCGUAUGAUGGAUCAUUCCGGUCGCGGAUUCACUUCCAUCCUAUUAGAGGACCUUCAAAUACGGAUGUCUUUAUUCGCACGGGGAAGCGGGGCGCUUUCCAUCCUCCUGGAUACCAUGGAGCGGUACUUGGGUUCCAGUCUCUGUGUGAAGACAUCUGGGGUUGGACGGAAGAGGAAUACGUAGAUAUCUACAACUGUUGCGUGGAGAUCAUUCAGACCAUUCAGCCGUCAGUCGUCGCGGCCGACUUCUUCUUUCUCCAAGGAAGAGAUGCUGCAUAUAAUACGGGGUAUACCGCGAUUUUGAUCAAUACGACAUCCCUCACUCACAUCGUUCUUGGAUUGCAGCCACAGUCCGCUGCGUUGUGGAAGUACCCCCUGCCGGGGACAGGAUUUCCAUACCCUCUCCCAUGGCAUCUAAUCCCACUCAAUGCCCUUGCUGUGAUCAAAACGGCGAAGAUGUACCAUGGAAGUGGGCGGCGGCGUGAGAUUCGCGAAUGGAGAAUUCGGCACAAGAUCCAUGGUCGGUUUCCGUUUGCUGAUGCCUGGAGGCCCGACCGGUUCCAUCUUUCCCCAGCGCUGAAAGAGCUUGACUGGCCCAUGGAUGUGCCCGAUAAUAUUCUUCCCUGUGGGCCGAUUUUACUUCCCACGGCUUCAGUCCACAAACAGGACCGCGAACUGGCAAGUUGGCUGCAGAAAGCGCCGACUAUCUUGGUGAAUCUUGGAACGCUAUAUGCGCCCGAUCCCAAGGUUGCAGAGAAUAUUGCGACAGGCCUCAAGCUCUUCCUUGAGACUUGGAAGGGCGAGAGAGUUCAGAUCCUAUGGAAGCUCCCCAAACACCCGCAUGAUGAGGAUGAUGUAUUCAUCCGGUCUAUCGAGCCGCUGAGACAGGAGACUGAGACUGAUCGUGUUCGUAUCCACCCCUGGUUCUCCGUUGAGCCCAUGGCCAUGCUUCAAACAGGGCAGAUUGCUUGCUCCGUUCACCACGGUGGAGCGAACUCGUGGUAUGAGGCCAUCCAAAAUGGCGUUCCCCAUGUGGUUCUACCGGCAUGGCAGGAUUGCUAUGAGAAUGCCGCCCGAGCGGAGUGGCUGGGAAUUGGGGUGUAUGGCAACAAAGCCCGUGCCCCGAAUAUCAGUGGCCGAGAGUUAAGCAAUGCACUUUUAAAGGUCAUGGGUAAUCGCUCAUAUAAACAAAAAGCGCUUGAUCUUGCCAAACUGUGUCAGAAAAAGGAAGGACGUGUGGCCGGUGCGGAAAAGAUCGUCGAGUUGGCGCACAAUCCGGAGUUGAUGGCUAUGCACAUCCCGGAUGUGAAGAUUGACGAUCCUCAGUGUCAGCUCAGCGAAGUUCGAAACCGUUCUGGAAUGGUUCUCCAGUCGGUCCAGUUGCCUCAGCCGGAAGGCAAACCAACGGUCAAGCCCUUCCUCAAUGACCUUGCAGAGGCAGCACUGAUGACUGCCCUUUGCAAUACCUGGUUCAUCCUACCCUUGCUUGGAUAUUCGCUUCUCCUGGUUGCCCGUUUGCGAUUUCUGAUUCUGUUUUACAUCAUCUAUAUCAAGUAUUUUGCCAAAGCACAUGAAGCGGGCACCCUUCCUCUGCGAAACGACACCUUCCGGACUUGUUGGAUCUGGAAAAUCUUUGUAUCUUACUUCCCCCUGCGGCUCUAUCGUUCGGUUCCUCUCUCUCCACGGAGGAAGUAUAUUUUUGGCUACCAUCCCCAUGGUGUCGCUAUUCGAGGAGCUGUCGGCGCAUUCGCCGCAGACGUGGCCGGCUUUUCUCAACUCUUCCCGGGGAUUACCAAUACCCUGUUGAUGAAGGAUAGCGUGUUCUAUCAGCCACUGCUUCGAGAAUAUCUUCUCUCCGCCGGGCUCAGUGGUGUCUCCCGAAAAUCAUGCAUUCGGCAUCUAACACGGGGAGGUCAUGACGGUCGGGGCAUGGGCCGUGCCAUUACCAUCACUGUGGGAGGAAGUCGUGAAUACAACGUCGCUCGACCCGGCACCAUGGAGGUCGUGAUCAAGAUUCGCAAGGGUUUUAUCCGGGUCGCCGUGGAAACUGGCGCCGACAUCGUGCCGGUGGUCGCGUUUGGGGAGAAUGAGAUCUUCGACCGCGUGGACGUCCGAUCAAAAUCCGUGCUUAGAUACGCCGCACGAUUGUGGGAAUGGUUUGUUGGCCACCAAGUGGCAUUUUCCCUUGGCCGGUUUAACAUCUUUUGCCCUUAUCGUCAGCCGUUGAAUGUUGUCGUCGGCCAUCCCAUUCCCGUUACUCAACAACGAUGGGACCCGGACGAGAAAUAUAUCGAUCAGUUACACCAGCAAUACAUGAGAGAGUUGGAGAGGCUGUGGCAUAAUUGGAAGGACACCUUUGGAACUGACCAGUCCGUGAGGUUCGAGGUGGUGGAAUAA
Messenger RNA from Aspergillus pseudotamarii, 2574 nucleotides. RefSeq names its product Diacylglycerol acyltransferase family. Gene Ontology annotation, molecular function: UDP-glycosyltransferase activity; diacylglycerol O-acyltransferase activity. Lineage: Eukaryota; Fungi; Ascomycota; Eurotiomycetes; Eurotiales; Aspergillaceae. The record is from RefSeq and is a predicted model, not a curated record. The coding region runs from base 1 to 2574 and encodes 857 amino acids. Gene Ontology annotation, biological process: triglyceride biosynthetic process. The transcript has 4 exons. Gene Ontology annotation, cellular component: endoplasmic reticulum membrane.